CGUCACGUGUCAGUUGUCUUUGGUGUCGGCUAUGUUUGGGUUGUGAGUUUUGUAAUAAAAGUCUAAAAAUUAUUAAAAAUCCAGAUUCAUCUCUUUUAUACACUAGUAAUUCUUGAGUCAGACAAUGUCUAGUUUUCCAGGAAGUAUUGCUUUUGACGAAUAUGGUCGACCUUUCAUCAUUAUUCGUGAUCAAGACCAACAAAAACGAUUAACAGGAAUUGAUGCACUUAAGUCACAUAUUUUGGCUGCAAGACAAAUUGCUAACACUAUAAGUACUUCUUUGGGGCCCAAGGGAUUGGACAAAUUGAUGGUGUCUCCUGAUGGUGAAGUGACUGUCACCAACGAUGGAGCUACGAUAUUGAAGAUGAUGGAUGUGGAGCAUGAAGUCGCCAAGUUGUUAGUGGAAUUGUCUCAAUCACAAGAUGAUGAAAUUGGUAAGGCUCAAUGUCGAACAUAUCCAGUAAAAUAUUUUAAAGUAGUGCCUUUUGAGGUGGAUUCAUGA
Messenger RNA from Leptinotarsa decemlineata (Colorado potato beetle), 502 nucleotides. It is a transcript of the gene CCT5, whose product is annotated as Chaperonin containing TCP1 subunit 5. The record is from RefSeq and is a predicted model, not a curated record. Lineage: Eukaryota; Metazoa; Arthropoda; Insecta; Coleoptera; Chrysomelidae. Gene Ontology annotation, molecular function: ATP hydrolysis activity; ATP binding; ATP-dependent protein folding chaperone. Gene Ontology annotation, biological process: protein folding.